AUGAUCGAAAUCACCGAUAAACAUCAGUAUAAUGAAGCGCAAGAUCAGCCAGUUAUAAUUGAUGAAAUUAGAAACUUUGUUGAAGCCCGUUGGGUCUCAGCCCCGGAAGCCAUCUGGAGAAUCCUAGGAUUCAGUAUGAGUGGAAUGAACCCUGCUGUUACACGCUUACAAGUACACCUUCCUAAUCAACAAAAAGUCAUCUUUAAUGAAAACAUAAAUCUAGAAGAAGUCAUUGCGGCUAACAGGAAUCAACAAACAACUCUAACCGAAUAUUUUAAAAUGAAUAUUCAAGAUCCAGACGCAAGAAAUCUUCUUUAUAUUGAUUUUCCCAUACAUUAUGUAUGGAAUAAGGAAACCAAAUCAUGGAAGAAACGUCAGCGUGGAGGAUGUAUUGGAAGAAUGUAUAUGGCCCAUCCAGUAAAAGGAGCUACAGAUUUUGAAGAACUCAAGACGGUAAAUGGAAUUACAUAUCCUACUUUUAAGGAAAGCGCUCAACAAAGAGGUUACCUAGAGAAUGAUAAUGAAUAUCAAAUAUGUAUAGUAGAAGUUAAGAAAUUUCAGAUGCCUAUUCAGUUACAUACCCUAUUUGCAACAUUAUUGGUCUUCGGAGAUAUUACGGAUGUACGUCAACUAUGGAAUGAGAAUUUUAAUGCAAUGGCGGAGGAUUUUGCAUAUGAAGGGAUUCCAGAAGGACAACUUCAAAUUCAGAAAGUUCUUCAAAACUUAAAUUCAUUUUUGCAAAGACAUGCAAAAACUAUAUCUGAUUAUGACCUACCGGAAUUGUUGCCAGAAAUUAACAUUACGAAAUUGCCACAAACACUUCUAGAAGAGUUAUCUUAUAGUGUUACUCCAGAGGAACUCGCUAAAGUCGCCCAAGCAGAUAAUUCUGAGGCAAGUGCAUUCACAGAAUAUCUUAUUAGGAUAGGAAGUGGUACUGAACCAACAAUAGAAAAUGAUUUAAUUUGGCUUCCUGAUGAAAUGGUUAUUUAUCCACACAAUAAUAAUGAUCUUAUUAAUUCAAUAAUAAAUGUUAUCUAUCCUAAUCUUAUCGAAUAUGCCUUGGACACUAUGUUCAUAACAAAAAGAGCAAUAUUAACUCCAUUAAACAAUGAUGUUGAUGAAAUUAAUAAUUGA
Acaulospora morrowiae is the source of this 1134-nucleotide messenger RNA. The record is from the annotation of a GenBank genome assembly. Lineage: Eukaryota; Fungi; Glomeromycota; Glomeromycetes; Diversisporales; Acaulosporaceae.